AUGCUUAAUAGAUUUCCGGCAACCUUGGCUCUACGGCGUGCUUCCCUAACUGCCAAUCGUCAUGUGCCGCGUAUUACCAAAAGAACAUUACUAGCGAAUCCUUCCCUAGAUGCCGAUAUCUACUCAAAGCUGAAAAACGAGCUGGAAUUCACCAAAUUUAAACCUGAUACAUAUCCUAAUCCUCUAUUCAAGUUUAACACUGACGAACUUCUAGAGUUAGGGGAGGAGGAUCUCACACACCUCUCGAAGUUACCAUAUAAAAGUCUAUCAGAGACGGAUAAUUUCUGCUUUAACGUGAUUCGAAUUGUUCAUGAAAACAUCAUAAAAAAUCCGCCAGUUGCAAAGAGAUUCCUUGCGUGCUUAACUGAUCCAAAACUUCGCCAAGUCGUUGUGAGCUGUCUUAAAGAAUACUAUAAAAGUAACAGACUACGAGAAUCCAUUCUACAAUUCAUCAUAGAUCCAGACAAUCCAGAGACGAGGAGAAGCAUAUUCGCAAAUAUUGAAAGCAUUAUCUUCCAUCCUUCAACUCCAGAGGAGGAAAAACUGGUUCUUCUAAUAAAUUAUAUGAGAAAGUUGGCCCAGUGCUCAUCCCCCAACGAGACAGCUUUUUUGUUACAUGACAAGACAGCAAAUGCAAUAAUGAAUCUUACGACUGACGACCAAAAGACUGAAUUGUACUCAUAUUUCUUGCAUAUCAACAUGAAGUUUUUUGACAUGACUCUAUUUGAGAAGUACAAAACAUCCCUUUUGUACGGCUCCAAUCUCCGCAGAUUGGUUGCAAAAACCGGCAUCAUUGACCCCAAAUGGCAUCAUACCAAUAAGCAUCAUUAUUCCGAAGAGCAUAAGCAAAAGAUGGUUCACUUUUUCACAUUUAACGAUCUACGAUUGUUCACCUCACAAGCAAUCGAAUCAAAAGAUUUACUUGCAGCCAACAUGUACCUAGAUCUACUAGUCAAGAAACUCGAGAUUCUUCCGAAGUCAUUAUCCACAGCAGACCAUAAAAAGAGGGUUCUGAAUAUGUUACAGACUCUUCUUCAGUACUCAAUGGUAUUCCAGGGUCCUGAGCAAUGCAUCAAAUUUCUUCACUACAUGCCAAAAGCCGGCUUGGACCUACGACCAGCAACCAUGCUUCGGGUUCUUUCUCAAUUAAGAAGAGAGAUGUGCUACGAUGAGGCCCUUUUCCUCAUCAAUAAUCUUCACAGCUGUGAACUAUUGCCAAAUCAGAGAGAAGUCUUGGUAAAUGAAAUUAUUGGUGUAAUUUCUAGUAAGUUCGCAGCUCACCCCAAGAUCGUGCUUGCCUAUUAUGCGUCUAUGUUUAAUAGAAAACAGGACGAAGCCCUUCAUUUACUUGACAAAUUGGGGGUUUUGCAAUUGAUACACGGAAAAGACUUCCUGAAUAAAAAGUUUACUGAGAUUCCAAGAGCAGAUAUUCAUCAGGACCUCAAAGGCUGCUCAUUGAGACACUCCCAUAUCCAUAAUAUGUAUUACGUUGCAUUGAAGAAGAUGAAAUCCGAGAUGAGAACGCCAGAGCUUAUAAAGUGUCUUUAUGACAAGUACAUGACAGAAGUCAGGUGCUCGGAUCAAUCCAGCCCACUUCAUGAAUCGAACAUAGAUGAGAGCAUUGUUUGUUUGCUCGUUGAGUAUUUGCUCAAGAUAUCACCUGGAUCGGUGGACAUGGAUUUGGGGAAGGACAAGCGUAAAUUCGAAACGGCGAAGGAGAUCAGUCAGGAUUUCUUUGAUAAGAUUGGUCUAGUUAGAGAAAAAAAGAAGGUGUACUUGCUUGAGAUGCUCAUCAGCUCUGCGCUCCUCCAGCAUAAUGACUAUACAUUUGCUGCCUCCAUGCUCAAGUUCUCUAAAGACAUGAAAAUGGCAACCACAUUUAAUCAGAUCUAUCCCUUCAUCAUGUACCACUAUGUGCGUGGUGAGACUUCUAAAGCAGAGGCCUGGUACAAUCUUAUGGUCAAAGAAGGAGUGAAAAAUAAGUCGGUUGCAAGCGACCGUUUGAUUACUAUUGCAAAAGAAUGUGGGUGGGCUACAAUAGGCACCUCUUAUAAAAGAGCCGUCACUAAGAGGAACAAGAGGGAACGCCGAGAGCUUGCGCAAUUAAACAAGAACCGACUUCAAAGUCUCGCACGAAACAAUCUUGCCGAUCAAAGUUCACACCCCAGCAAUCUUCUUCGUGAGUUGAGUGCGAUCAUUGGUGCGAACCCAGUGUCAACCACGGACACAGAAGAUUCCUCACUGUAA
Candidozyma auris is the source of this 2247-nucleotide messenger RNA. RefSeq lists its product as uncharacterized. Lineage: Eukaryota; Fungi; Ascomycota; Pichiomycetes; Serinales; Metschnikowiaceae. The coding region runs from base 1 to 2247 and encodes 748 amino acids. The transcript has a single exon. The record is from RefSeq and is a predicted model, not a curated record.